Molecule: messenger RNA, 1317 nt
Organism: Cyanistes caeruleus (blue tit)
Lineage: Eukaryota; Metazoa; Chordata; Aves; Passeriformes; Paridae
Source: RefSeq, a predicted model, not a curated record
AUGGAUCCAAGAUCCAUCUUGUUCCUGCUCACAGACUACGUGCGCUACAAGCCCGUGCUCCUCCUGCAGGGCAUCAGCCUCAUCCUCACGUGGCUCCUGCUGCUCUUUGCACAUGGAGUGGUGGCCAUGCAGCUGGUGGAAUUCUUCUAUGGCAUGGUCACAGCCACCGAGGUGGCCUAUUACGCCUACAUCUACAGCGUGGUCAGCAGCCAGCACUACCAGAGGGUCACCAGCUACUGCAGGAGCGUCACUCUGGUGGCAGCCACCGUGGCCGCCGUGCUGGGACAGCUGCUGGUGUCCUUGGCGCACGUCUCCUACUUCUACCUCAACGCCAUCACCUUGGCUUCCGUGUCCCUGGCGCUCGUGUGCGCCUUCUUCCUGCCCAUGCCCCAGAGGAGCAUGUUCUUCCACAGGAAAGAUGCCCCUGAGCCUCUGCCAGGGCCCGAUAAAGGGCCGGCUGCGGGCGCUGCCCACGGGCCCUGGAGCUGCCCAGAGGAAAGGAGCCCCAGUGCUGCUGCCAGGGGCCCGAGCCCCCAGCCCCAGGCUGGGAACAGCAGGCCCCACAGGCACACGCUCAGCGUGCUGCUGCAGCUGGGCAGGGACCUGAGGGAUUGCUACGGCUCCCGCCCGCUCCUCUACUGGUCCUUGUGGUGGGCUCUGGCCACGGCCGGCUUUAACCAGGUCGUGAAUUAUGUCCAGGUGCUGUGGGACUUGCGAGCCCCCUCCCACAGCUCCCCAGUCUACAACGGAGCUGUCGAAGCAAUAGCAACUUUUCUGAGCUCAGUAACAUCUUUCCUAGUACAAUAUAUAAAGAUUAACUGGGACCAUUUUGGAGAACUGGCUUUAGGGAUCUUCUCUGUAAUAGAUGCCGGUUGUCUGUUUCUCAUGCACUUCUCUACCAACAUCUGGGCAUGUUAUGCUGGAUACCUCAUUUUCAAGGCAUGCUACGUGCUCCUCCUGACAAUAGCAACGUUCCAGAUCGCUGUCAACCUGAGCAUGGAACGCUAUGCCCUGAUGUUUGGAUUCAACAACUUCAUUGCCCUGCUGAUUCAGACCAUUCUCACAAUAGUUGUUGUAGAUUCAAAAGGCCUGGGACUGGACAUAGUGACUCAAUUUUUAAUUUAUGGAAGCUACUUCGUAGUCAUACAUGGGAUUUUCAUGAUCAGAAGCAUUUGUGUGCUGGUUUCAUGCAAAUGCCAAAGGAAAAUAGCAAGAUCUUGCACAGAGCAGCUGAACCAAGCUGAGCACGAGUCAAGAGAGCAGAUUGUCACAAGCUACAUGACACGGCUGUAGGAGGCAGGCAGGCUGGAGAAGGUC